Messenger RNA from Cucumis melo (muskmelon), 1388 nucleotides. Its product is annotated as flavonol synthase/flavanone 3-hydroxylase. NCBI's taxonomy places the organism in Eukaryota, Viridiplantae, Streptophyta, Magnoliopsida, Cucurbitales, Cucurbitaceae. Gene Ontology annotation, molecular function: flavonol synthase activity. The transcript is spliced from 3 exons. The record is from RefSeq and is a predicted model, not a curated record. Gene Ontology annotation, biological process: response to light stimulus. The coding region runs from base 169 to 1176 and encodes 335 amino acids.
CUAGGAAGAAGUUUACAUGGCUUGUAUUCUGCUCUGAAAACACGCACCAAAGUGGAAGUUAGUUAGAACCGUAUCUAUUGAAAGCAACCUUCUACCUUCUUUAUUCUCUUCAAUUUUCAUUGUAUUAAUUGAGGUUCUAAAUUCAUUCUCUCCUCACCAAAAACAAAAAUGGAUGUUGGGAGAGUCCAGGAAGUUGCUUCAUCUCUUCUUUUCUCCGGCACUCUCCCCUCCGAGUUUGUCCGACCAGAGACCGAACAGCCCGGAAUCACUACCGUCAAAGGCCAAGUCCUUGCUGUCCCUGUCAUUGAUUUCACCAACCCAGAUGACGAUUCUGUUCUCACAGCCAUUCACGACGCUUCUCUCAAUUGGGGCAUGUUUCAAAUCAUUAACCACCAGAUCCCAAAUGAAGUAAUAACCCAUUUGCAAGCCGUCGGGAAGGAAUUCUUCGAGCUCCGACCUGAAGAGAAAGAGAUAUACGCCAAACCCUCUGCUUCCAAAUCCGUCGAAGGCUACGGAACUAAGCUCGAAAAAGAAAUCGAUGGAAAAAGAGGCUGGGUCGACCAUUUGUUCCACAUCAUUUGGCCUCCUUCUUCCAUUAAUUACAAUUUCUGGCCUCAAAAUCCCCCUUCUUACAGGGUAGCGAAUGAAGAGUACAGAAAGAAUUUACAUGGGGUUGUGGAGAAGCUGUUCAGAAGCCUCUCGCUGGGUUUGGGGCUUGAAGGGCAUGAACUAAAAGAGCGAGUGGGUGGAGAUGAAUUGGUGUAUUUACUGAAAAUCAAUUACUAUCCGCCAUGUCCACGCCCUGAUCUGGCUCUUGGAGUCCCUGCUCAUACCGACAUGUCAGCCGUUACGAUUCUUGUGCCGAAUGAAGUUCAAGGACUUCAGGCGUUUAGAGAUGGGCAUUGGUAUGAUGUUAAUUACAUUCCUAAUGCUCUUGUCAUCCAUAUCGGAGAUCAAAUUGAGAUUCUGAGUAAUGGAAAGUACAAGAGUGUGUUUCAUAGGACGACUGUGAACAAGGAGAAGACGAGGAUAUCGUGGCCCGUGUUCUUGGAGCCACCGCCGGAGUUUGAAGUUGGGCCUCAUCCGAAAUUGGUCGAUGAGGAAAAUCCGGCAAAAUAUAAGACUAAGAAGUACAGUGAAUAUGCAUAUUGUAAGCUGAACAAGAUUCCACAGUAACUCAAAACACCGCCGCCGCUUCCUUUAAUCGUCUUCGUUUUGUCUGCUCCGGCCGCUGUGUUCUUUGUUCUGCUUACAAUGUCUAUUUAAAUAAUAAUGAAACUUCCCCUUGUUUAUUGAAACUUAUUUUGAGAAUAUAAAACCCAAAAAUAUCUAAAUUAAUCUACAUAUAUAUGGAACAAUAAACAACAAUAUCCCACGAUUAUUUGUUU